Molecule: messenger RNA, 2439 nt
Organism: Bombina bombina (fire-bellied toad)
Lineage: Eukaryota; Metazoa; Chordata; Amphibia; Anura; Bombinatoridae
Gene: ZBTB9
Product: zinc finger and BTB domain containing 9
Exons: 2
Coding region: 585-1802 (405 amino acids)
Biological process (GO): regulation of transcription by RNA polymerase II
Molecular function (GO): protein binding; RNA polymerase II cis-regulatory region sequence-specific DNA binding; DNA-binding transcription factor activity, RNA polymerase II-specific
Source: RefSeq, a predicted model, not a curated record
CGUCCAAGGGUUACUGUACGUUUCAACGAUUUAUAUUUAGUCUUAGUCCCAUGGUUAUAUUAUGUUUGUCCUGCGUCUCAGUAUUGGCUGCUGGCUCUUAUGUAUCCUAGGGAUAGUUUCCAUUUAGCUUAUAUCCCGAGUUACUUCAUUUUUGUCCUGCGGCUCAGGGUUAGUUCCUGAUUUGUAUGUCCUAGGGAUAGUUUUAUACUCUUUUCUAGAGUUACUUUAUGUUUGUCCUGUGUACGCCAGACAGGGAACAACUUCUUGUAGCAUAUAUUACAAUGAUACGUUUUUUUUUCUGUACUUAGUGAUUUUUAGUUUUUCUUUGCCACAGAUAUAGUUCAUAGUUAUCCUUCAUCCCUGGGAUACUUUAGCUUUGUCCUGUGUUUUAGUGUCAUCAGCGCUUUAGUGUGCAAGAGAUAUUUUAUGUUUACGUUGAUUCCCACGGUUACUCUAUGUUUGUUCUGUAUCCCAGCGUUCCGUGCUAGCUGUGCAGUGCCCCAGGGUUAGUUUAUGUGUGUCCAGAGCCGGAGGCUGGGCUGGUUGGUUCUGGCAGCUACAGGAAAGCAGUAAAGGCAGUCACUAUGCCGGGCAGUGAGAAUAUACAAUUAGACUUUCCUCACUACAGCUCAGUUCUCUUGGAUACCCUCAACAAGCAACGUCUGGCAGGAAAGUUCUGUGACCUGUCAGUGCAAGUUCAAGACAGGAUUUUUAGAGCUCACAAGACUGUUUUAGCUGCUUCAUCUCCAUAUUUUCAUGACAAACUUCUCUUAAAUGACACCGACCACCUGGUUCUCCCUAGUGUCAUCCAGCCUUAUGCCUUUGAGAACCUUUUGCAGCUUAUCUACUCUGGAAAUCUUUCUUUGGAUGUUGAAACUUUGCCUGCUCACCUGCUGGUUGCCAGUGGAUUACAGAUGUGGCAGGUUGUUGAUCGAUGCUCAAAAAUACUGAAAGAAAGAGAACUUCACACCCCCCAACCCUGGUCUAGUCGUGCCAGUGAGAGUCAGUCACCCAGCAGCAGCUUCCAGCCUCCACGGGAGGAACCACCACCUGCACCAAUAUCAGUUGGCGGCUCUGAUGACGAAGAAGUCAUUAAGGUUAGAGUAUCUGAGGAAGAAGAGGAAGAGGAGGAGGAAGAAGAUUCACAGAGUGUGAUAAAUGUUAUAGAUGAACCAGCAACAGCCAGCUGCUCUUAUGCCCUUCCUUCCUCUUCCUCUCAAGGAAGUCCCAAAAUGUUUUAUAUCAAACAAGAGAAUGCAGAAGAGGAGAGUGGUUUUCUGAAGACUUUUGGCAUGGCUGAAAUGCCAGCUGAAUAUUCCUCCGAUAUGAGCUUUGUCCUUCCCCCUACCUCUUCAUCUUCUGAUGUUUCACUUUGUAUGCCACAAAAAAUCCACAGUGUUGCAGAAUCCCCAGCCUUCACUUUCUCUAAACCUGUGGACCUUCAUGGUAAUGAGAUAAUCUCCCAUGCACUCCAAGCACAGACUAUUCACGCACCCAUCAAGCUUGUGGCUGCACCUGAUGGGAAAAAAUUUGGCUGCAUGUGUGGCAAACGCUUUGCGGUUAAGCCCAAGAGAGAUAGGCACAUCAUGUUGACUUUUAGUUUACGACCAUUCGGCUGCUCUCUCUGCAACAAAAAAUUCAAGUUAAAGCACCACCUGACAGAACACAUGAAGACCCAUGGAGGAAAUUUGUACUCCUGCGAUGACUGUGGCCGGAAAUUUAGAGUACAAAGCUGCUUCCAAAAGCACAAAGAAGUUUGCAAGGGACAAAGAUGGGCCGGGGCCUGCUGGACAUACAAGUAGAUCCAAUAUCUAGGGAGUCAGCCUUACAACUCUCUAACCAGAGCCAUUAAAUGGGGUCUCUGUAAUAUUGACUAACUGCAGAAUCCAGUGUUCCUCUGGGUAUUACCAUAUAUAUAAAGAAACACAAUUCUUAAGCUCCUUUGUUUAUUGUUUAGAACUAUGUUAUUUUGUAAAUUGCACUGUAGGAUGAAGUUAUUUACUACAAAACAGGAAUCUGUAAACGUAGUUACGUGGCCCACUAAUUAGUUUUCCAACAAUAUUCUGCGUUGGCACAACAAUUGGUAUAUAGGAAGUACAAAGGUCGUUUGUGGAAUGUUAUCUUUGACCUUUAUCUGAACAUACAUGCUAUAGCAUAAAGACAAUUAUAUAGUCUUCACGGACUAUAAAUAAAAUUGACAACGCUGUAGGGCAAUUUGAGACCCAAACACUCUUUACAUUUUAUUUAUCCGUUUCAUAUUUUGAAAUAUUAUCAGGUAUUGUUUAAAUAAGGACUAACACUGAGGUUAUAUACAGGAGUCGGGAGGGUCUUAAGACUUUUUGUAAAUAUAUCCAUAUGCAUUAUCUAUAUAUGUUCUUGUGUGAGGUUAUAGUAUUAAGGUUGGAGAUAUUUGGUUAUAUUGAAUGUCUACAAUAAUAA